This is a messenger RNA of Stegastes partitus (bicolor damselfish), 2792 nucleotides long. It is a transcript of the gene cnn1b, whose product is annotated as calponin 1, basic, smooth muscle, b. Gene Ontology annotation, molecular function: actin filament binding. Gene Ontology annotation, cellular component: focal adhesion; actin cytoskeleton. Gene Ontology annotation, biological process: actomyosin structure organization; actin filament organization. Bases 228 to 1124 code for a protein of 298 amino acids. The transcript has 7 exons. Lineage: Eukaryota; Metazoa; Chordata; Actinopteri; Pomacentridae. The record is from RefSeq and is a predicted model, not a curated record.
AGUCGUUUGGUUUUAAAAACCCUCCCGAGAGAGAGGCUCCGAGCACCGCUAGCCACCGACAGAGAGAAAGAGAAGAAGACUACCAGCUCAGGAUUAGUCGGGGGGACUUUCCUCUCUUUUCUCUCCGGGUGUGUGUGUUUUUUUUUUUUGCCCGCCUCGGACUCAGAACCUGCUUCUUCCAUUUUUAAAGCCCUCCACUGUAAAUAAUACAAACAACCACCUGAAGAAUGACAACACACUUCAGGAGCGGCCCAGCCUUCGGACUCUCUGCCGAGGUCAAGAGUAAGCUCGCAGGAAAGUACGACCCGCACAAGGAGGAGGAGCUGAGGCUGUGGAUCCAGGAUGUGACGGGCCAGAGGAUCGGAGAUAGCUUCAUGGAGAGUCUGAAGGAUGGAGUGCUUUUGUGCGAACUCAUUAAUGUUCUCCAGCCAGGUUCUGUGAAAAAGAUCAACAACUCCAGUCAAAACUGGCACCAGCUGGAGAACAUCGGGAACUUUGUCCGUGCGAUUACGGAGUACGGCCUGAGGCCACAUGACAUCUUCGAGGCCAACGAUCUGUUCGAGAACGUCAACCACACUCAGGUCCAGUCCACACUCAUCGCUCUGGCUGGAAUGGCCAAGUCCAAAGGUUUCCACUCCAAGUACGAUUUAGGAGUGAAGUACGCCGAGAAACAGCAGCGACGCUUCGCUCCGGAGAAGCUCAGGGAGGGACGUAACUUCAUAGGACUACAGAUGGGCACCAACAAGCUCGCCAGUCAAAAGGGCAUGACCUCUUACGGGACACGACGCCAUCUGUAUGAUGCUAAGAUAGGCAUGGACAACCCAGUGGACCAGUCGACCAUCAGCCUACAGAUGGGCACCAACAAGGGAGCCAGCCAGUCCGGCAUGACGGCUCCGGGAACCAGGAGGCACAUCUUUGACAAAAAGCUGGAGCUGGAGAACUGUGACACCACCACCAUCUCUCUGCAGAUGGGCACCAACAAAGUGGCGUCCCAACAGGGGAUGACCACCUACGGCCUGCCCCGCCAGGUCUACGACAACAAGUACUGCGCCAACCCCACCGAGGCCCACUACGACAACGGCAACGAGGUGGAGUUCGACGGCUACAACCAAUACUCUGACUAAGGAAAGGAAACCGCGGACAGCCUCACCUCCUCUUUGCUUUAACUCCAGACAACCGGCCACAGCUGUCUUUGUGACGAGCAAACCUUCCAGACUGUUAUUUAACACUGAGCUUCAUUCCCCAUCUUUUUUCCAAAACGUGUUUUCAUUCCUAGGAACCUCUUCAUGAGUCAAAUUUUAAAAAAAAAUAGUGUUUACACUGACCUUACGUCAAAAAGUUUAACGCAGUGGCCGACUUCCUUCCCUCUGCUUACGUCUAGAAACACCCACACAACGAGUUUAAAUUUAUUGACCUUUGCUAUUUAUAGAUUUUUUUUUUUCUACAGCUUUUUAUACUUGCACUGUAAUUAGAGGUUUUUAACUGCCCCCCCUCCCCUCCGAUCACCUCACCUCCUUUCUAACCCAGUUUGAUCACUGAUGAAGCCUUUCAAAGUCCCCCCCUGAGAGGAGACAAGCGACUGUGAUGGUGCUAUUGAACUUUGGCCCAGUUGGAACGAAGUCCACUUCCAGAUUGGAGCUCCGCCGGGUUUAGGAUUCCACCCCUCGGCUUGACACGAGUCCACAGACUGAUCCGGGGAGGAGGGGAGGCGGGGGGGAGCUACGACGGACUUAUAGCUUCGCGCAGCAGACGUUGCUUUAGUUAGUGAGCACCUGCGCUGAGCAGUAGUUAACACGCCUCCUGCCAAAUUAACCAUUGUGCUGCUUCACAGGGGCUAAUUUACGAGGCUUGUGUUGAAGGCAUUUGAAGAAAGUGACGCACGGUACGCUGCUUUCAUGAAGGAGGAAACGUAGGUGUGGCCGCAUCCAAUUUGUUAAACGAAGUCAGCUUCUGUUUCGCGUGUUUAGUCUUUUGCUUUCGCCCGGUGAACCUUCGUGAACUUUGGCUUUAGUGUUUGCACUUUACCCGGCCUCGCAGAAAACAGCGGUGGGAUGUCACAAAGCACAUCCGAGGCGCUUAUACUUGAGUAUUUUCAUCUGAUGCCACUUUAUACUUCUGCUGUGCAACAGAUUUGAUGGUAAUACUGUCAUUUUAACUUCACACAAAUAAGAUUUUACAGUCGCAUCUAAAGUAAUGAGGAUACUUAAGUAAAGCGUCUGAGUGCUUUGUCCACCGCCGACCCGGUCGCUUGCAGAUAAUCGCUAAUGUGAAUCCUACCAAACAUGCAGAUGAGUGUGAUUUUUAUACUGCAAAAAAAAAAAACCCACCGAAUGUCUUGAAUGUAAUGUUACUUUAAGGUUAGAGGAGCCAAUCGUAGGCCACCGGUCCUUCUACGCUUUCAGACUGGCUUUGAAUUAUGCAAUGUGGUUCCACGCUAUCACGCUCAGAAGCAGCCACGAUUUAAGACCUGUAGUAGUGUGCCAUCUAGUGUUCCCAGACCUUUAUAGUGGGUUGUUCAUUUACUGUAUCCCCCCCCUCCAAAUGUCUUCCUUUUAUUCAAUCAAAUAUAGGAAUGUAGAUUUUUUUUUUUUUUAAACAGUGCGUUAAUUUAUCAUCAUUAAUACCCUCUGAUACCCAGAAUGGCACUGAUACUGAGUUCAUGUGUAGCAGCAUUUUACCCUCAAGUGUUGGCUUUGUUUCAUACAUCUUUGCUAACCUCUUGAUUUUUUUUUUUUUUUCUAUACGCCUUUCACUAAACAUGACAUUUGUGCAAUAAAAACACUUCAAAAAUA